This is a messenger RNA of Encephalitozoon intestinalis ATCC 50506, 993 nucleotides long. Its product is annotated as vacuolar-type H+-ATPase subunit C. Gene Ontology annotation, cellular component: proton-transporting V-type ATPase, V0 domain; vacuolar proton-transporting V-type ATPase complex. The record is from RefSeq and is a predicted model, not a curated record. Gene Ontology annotation, biological process: vacuolar transport; vacuolar acidification; proton transmembrane transport. Gene Ontology annotation, molecular function: proton-transporting ATPase activity, rotational mechanism. NCBI's taxonomy places the organism in Eukaryota, Fungi, Microsporidia, Unikaryonidae. The coding region runs from base 1 to 993 and encodes 330 amino acids. The transcript has a single exon.
AUGGAAAAACAAUUCAACCAUGUGGAGAAGUAUGGAUACAUAAUAUCUGAAAUCAAUGGGAAAAAGGAAGAGAUGCUGAAGGAAGAAGAUUACAAUGCCCUUAAGAGGUGUGAGAGCCUGGAAGAAGUGGCAAUCAAGCUGUCGAGGACAUACCGUGGACUCUCGGAGGGAAUUGCCUAUACAAAGCCUGAGCUGAAGAAGAAGCUAUUAGAAGCCUUAAAAUCAGACUUCAAUUAUUACCACGAUGCAGAGGAUAAAGGUAUAAGAACAAUCCUCGAUUACUACAUGGACUUCCAUAAGAUACAGAACUUCUUUUAUCUUCUUCAGUGUAAACUCCAAGAUCCAAACCUUGAGAAAAGCUUCGAGAAGAUAGAAAUAGGAGACUUCAGUGCAUUGAGAACAAUCAAGUUUUCCAACGAUAUGGACGAUGUCCAGAGAUAUUGCAUAGAAAACAGCUUUCUAAGGAAAUUUGAGAGAAAGGUCAAGUUCAAGAAGGAGUUUUCUGCAAACAACUUCCAAAUUCUUCAGACAUUGUUUUUCAAGUUCCAUAUUGAGGAGACAUUUAGAAACCUUAAUGACGACAUGGACCAUAUGAGGGAGAUACUGAAGCUUGAAGGAGACCGGCAGAUAAUAGAGAUUACAGUAAACACGCUCAAUUCAAAGGAUGUAGUGGGAAAAAAGAGAAUGAGAUUAUUUCCCGACGUUCAUUCCAUGAGUCUAAAGACUCGAGAGCUCUUGUCCCAUGUUGAAAGUCUGGAUGACAUAAAAUCCAUCUUGAGCGAGACUUAUGACUUUGACUCCGACAUCUCGAAUGUCCUUAUAAAGGCCGAGCUUCAAAAGUACCAAGAGUCGUUUAGAAUGUAUGGAGACCUUAGCUGUGUGUAUUCGUACUUCAAGAUGAAGGAACAGGAAAUAAAGAACAUACUAUGGGUUGCCGAAUGCAUUGUCCAGAAUAGACGGGAUGCAAUGGACCAUCUGUUUGUUGUCCGAUGA